Coregonus clupeaformis (lake whitefish) is the source of this 3985-nucleotide messenger RNA. RefSeq names its product glutamyl-tRNA(Gln) amidotransferase, subunit B (gene gatb). The transcript is spliced from 13 exons. Lineage: Eukaryota; Metazoa; Chordata; Actinopteri; Salmoniformes; Salmonidae. Gene Ontology annotation, biological process: glutaminyl-tRNAGln biosynthesis via transamidation; mitochondrial translation. The record is from RefSeq and is a predicted model, not a curated record. Gene Ontology annotation, molecular function: glutaminyl-tRNA synthase (glutamine-hydrolyzing) activity. Bases 96 to 1760 code for a protein of 554 amino acids.
UUAAGUUUUCCUAAAUGCACUUCCCUCGCAUUUUGUAUUAAACUUGGUUUACUAUGACUACAACUACCAUAAUACCCUAAACAGUAGGGCUAAACAUGGCAGGCUCCUCUGCAGGAAUGACUGCAUUGCUAUGUAAUAUGAAUAAACAAAUUGCAAUAUUUUAUCCAACGAUUACUUCUCACCAAAGGCACAGUUGGUGUGUGAUAAGGAGAAUAUGUACGUCUGUCUCCCGAUGUCAGAGUCAAGCCCAAACAAAAAGUGCUCCCCAGGAGUUGGUAGGUGUAGUGGGUCUGGAGAUCCAUGCUCAGAUCCACUCCAACACCAAGCUGUUUUCUGGCUCCCAGGUCGGGUUCCAGGCUCCACCUAACUCCCUGGUGUCCUUCUUUGAUGCCUCCUUACCUGGAACGCUACCAGUGCUGAACAGACGAUGUGUGGAGGCUGCAGUGAUGACAGGCUUGGCCCUUAACUGUACCAUCAACAGGAAGUCUCUCUUUGACAGGAAACACUACUUCUACGCUGACCUUCCUGCAGGCUACCAGAUCACCCAACAGAGGCUGCCCAUCGCGGUGGACGGAACCCUGACCUACAGUCACCUGGGCGGCCGUAAGAGGAACACAGUGGUCACCAAGAGUGUCAGGAUCAAACAGAUCCAGCUGGAGCAGGACAGUGGCAAAAGCCUCCACGAUGACUACAGGAGCCAGACCCUUAUAGACCUCAACAGAGCAGGUGUGGGACUGAUGGAGCUGGUGAUGGAGCCAGACAUGAGCUGUGGAGAGGAGGCAGCAGCAGCCGUCAGAGAGAUCCAGCUCAUACUGCAGGCUCUAGGGACCUGCCAGGGAAACAUGGCUGAGGGCCAGCUGAGAGUGGAUGCCAACGUGUCCGUCCACAGACCUGGGGAUCCUUGGGGCAUCAGGACUGAGGUCAAGAACAUCAACAGUGCCCGCAACCUGGCCAGGGCCAUAGACUAUGAGAUCCAGAGACAGAUGGUUGUCCUAGAGAGCGGCGGCACAGUGCAGAAUGAGACACGGUCGUCUGAUGGCAAGACUGGUCACACCAUUCCAAUGAGAGAUAAGGAGGGCCUUCAGGACUAUAGGUUCAUGCCGGAGCCCAACCUGCCUCCUCUGAUGGUGUACGAGUCGUGCUCUACAGCCCCCCCUGGUGUUGCCCCCAGCCAGGUGGUGGUUCUGGAGGAGGUGAGGGAGAGGCUGCCGGAGCUGCCCAGCGUCAGGAGGCAGAGGCUGGUGGAGACCUACGGCAUCCUCCCCGAACACAGCUUCACUCUGGUGAAUGAGGACGGGCUGAUGGACUACUUUGAGGCCGUCGCCAGGGAGACCAAGGCUGGGCCAAGAAAGGUGAUUGGCUGGGUGAUGAACGAGCUGCAGGGCCUCCUCCAUCAACAGAACCUGAGUGUCAGCCAGAGUCCGAUCUCUCCUCAAGCUCUAGCCCAGCUACUGAAUCUCCAGGAGAAUGGACAAAUCUCUUCUUCUGUCGCCAAGCAGGUGUUCCAGGAGCUGUGGAAGACCCCAGGUAAAACGGCCCAGCAGAUCGUCAAGGAGCAGGACCUGGGGAUGGUCAACGACAGCACAGAGAUCCACAGGAUUUGCCAGAAGGUGGUAGACUCACACCCAGACCAGGUCCAAGCCAUCCGCGGUGGGAACAAGAAGGUUCUGAACAAGCUCAUGGGUCUGGUCCAGAAGGAGACUAAAGGCAGGGCUGACCCAGUCCUGGUACGGGCCAUCCUGGAGGAGAAGACCUCCUGAGGGAUAACUACCACUGUCUAUGGCCACUGUGACUGCCUCAACCUUUAUAUGCCUGGUGGAAUAUCAAACUGGUCCAAGAGGCAGCAAACAUGACAUCCUUAUGGCUUCAUCAUAGUUAUCAUGUCCUCUGGUCAAGAGGAUUAUUGUUGCUAAAUCAACUGUCUGUCAUGUUGUCUUCUGGCACCGUAACCGCCUUUAAGUUGUUGCAGUUGUAUUGUAACUUUAUGUGUACAAAAGGUCAUAAAUAUAUUAUAAUUCUCAUUCGGAGUGUGCACUCUUAUCCCCUCCCAAACACACACUUCAUCUAAAACUGUCAAGUGAAUGGCAUGAUAAUCACACUUUAAGCAGAGACAUUCCGGAAUCUGAUUGCAGUUUGGAACACUCUGAACCCACCAUUGGCAGAUCACAGCUAAUAAUGGUAUGGCCCAUUACCAGGCGGUUUGGGAGUCGUCCCAGAAUUCAUCUUGCUGUUUUUAUCACUGUCGUCUGGCAGCACUGGAAUAAAUCAGGAGAGCAACGGAGGACAGAAGUACUAUAUGCAAUGUAUCACCUCCUGAUACUCCCUCUAAAAUGGAUUAGGAAUGAUUUAGAGUUCAGUGUUCAGUCAGAGGGGAGAGAGGAAGUAGUCAUGAGUAAGCGCCACCUUGUGGCUGUCAAGUGAAGGAGAUACAUACUGUAACCUGCAAUACUGAGACAUAUUGGCGUUUUCUCUAUCCGUUAACCUUCUGUGCUUGGCUCUCUAGAGUUAUGCAUCUCUUUACAUUCAGAUGGCUUGAAUAUUGGGUUUGUCAAAUCACGGUAAUUCAGUACUGGCUGGCUGUGUGCAUGUGAGUUCUUGUAAUGUAGGUAUUUGCCUCCCAUUCAUCCCCCUUUGUUUCUAUUGAAUGCCGUAUGUAGUGACCUAUAUAAGAGGUAUUGUACAUAACACAAUUGGACUUCUUGAUAAAGAAAAUACAGGGUUUUGUGGCUGGCUUCUAUUUGAGUGCCUGUGAAGAUGACCUAGUUUUGAACAGAAGCUGGGUCACUGGAUGAAAGGCUGUCAGAAGCCCUGUUUAUACCUGCUGUUAAUAUUCGUCCUGAUCUUGUCCGUUUUACACUUGGAUCUCAUCACAAUGAGUCUUUUAAUCGUCCAAAAAAAUGUGGGCACAAUCAAAAUUGGACAAGAUCAGGACAAAGGCUGCAUGAUAGAACCAGGUAUAAACAGGGCUAGAGAGGGUAUUGUUUACUAAAUGAGGCAAGUGGAGUCCACUGAACAAACCAUCCAAAACACAACCACCUCUGGGCGAAAGAAGAGGAAGGAAAAAUGUGUUUUCCCUGUGCUUUGCAUCUUACUUUACCUUUGCUGAGGUAAAGCGAAAAUAGACAUUUUGUCUUCCUCUUCUUUCGCCCAGAGGUGGUUGUGUUUUGGAUGGUUUGUGCAGUGGACUCCACUUGCCUCAUUUAGUAAAAAAUCCCCUCUCGCCCUGUUUAUACCUGGUUCUAACAUGCAGCCUUUGUCCUGAUCUUGUCCAAUUUUGAUUGUGCCCACAUUUUUUGUUUGGUAGUGAAGCUGUCAAAAGUCAAAACACAUGACAUAGUAUUUGUUUAUCUGUUCUUCAAUAAAAACGUAUUAUAGAGAAAGAAUACACUAAUACAUGUUUUCAUUGGACAAGAAAUGUCUUUAUUAAAAUAAUCAUGCCUUGGAGCCUCUGACUUCAAUGACAAACAGAAUAAUAUACACUGGAGUAACCUGACAAGGUCUUGGUCAUCACUGACAUCUAAAAUGGAUGCUAAUAGUUGUAGGAAGGGAGAAACUGACUAAUUGUCUUUGGAAUGAAACCUCUAUGCAACUGAAGAGAACUGUGCCUCUAAAUUUGGUUGAAAUAAAUGUGCUCCACACAACAUUCUACUACAAGAAAAUAUGGAUGGAGUAUAUAACCAAAUUUAGCAAUGGCAAGAAAUGAUGGGUUCCAUAGCUGUCCAUCGGCCCAGUUCGUGGACUAGUUCAAGCAGACCGUGGUAUUUUUGCCUUUGCAGCUGCAUCCACAUUCAUCCCCUGGGUAAUGUUCAUUAGGACGCACCGUAGGAAAAAGUUUUGCAACAGAAAACAAAAAAAGAGCAUUUCUAUUUGGAUAAGCUCUGUUUUGUGCCUACUGAACAUGACCAUGCUUAGCCCAGAGUAGACGCUGUAGGCAACAAGAGGAAAUUCAAUCAAAAUUCAGGCACCAAUUUGUAGGUAGUUCUGC